Molecule: messenger RNA, 2169 nt
Organism: Symbiodinium natans
Lineage: Eukaryota; Dinophyceae; Suessiales; Symbiodiniaceae
Source: the annotation of a GenBank genome assembly
AUGGCGACACCUCCACCCGGUGAUCGUGAAGACGUCAUUCGUGAGGCUUGCAAGGCUCACGACAUAGCAAAGGCCGUCAUGAUGAUUGCGAACCUUUCGGAUGACGAUGGUGUGCAGAUCCUGCCGAACCUUGUGGAUGAUCUCAGCCAAGCCUUGCAGGCAGCGUCUAGAAGUGACGGCGAGGAGGGAAGACUAAGAUCCAUUCCGGCCGAGCAGCUAGCGGAGCUCGCCUACCAAAUGGGAAGAAGUCCCGUUGCACCAGGCCAACAGCCAGUUGUUGCGAAGAUUCUGCAGGUGACAGCGGACAAAGCCACCCAUAGGACUGAGGAGCUACCACCGCGCUGCCUUUCUCGCAUGGCCUGGGGCUUUGCAGGGGCCUCUGUCCGCAAUGACUCCCUCAUGUCGGUUGUGGCUGCAGGAGUCGUGAACAAGAGCAGGGGCUUCAACCAUGAGGAGCUUUCCAACACCGCCUGGGCUUUUGCGAAGUGCGGGCUCUGGAACGCGCAGCUUGCAGAGUGCCUGGUUCGAGAGUGCAUCGACAAAAUCGACACCUUCACUGCGCAGAGCCUGGCAAACAUGUCUUGGGCCAUGGCCCAGUGGGGCCGCCGCGAGGAAGCGCUCCUACUGGCCAUUGCCCAGGCCUUGCUCAAGAAGCGCGAGAGCUUUGAGCCCACCCAGAUGUCCAUGGUCUCCUGGGCCUUCUCGACCCUGAGCUUCAAGCAUGAUCAGCUCAUGAGCGCGAUCAUGGGCGAGUCGAUGAGCCAAAUUAGGGCCUUCAGCAACCCUGAGCUGGCGCACCUCGCCUGGGCCUACGCCAACCUCAGAAUCCAGGACCGAGGCCUCUACUCAGCCAUCUCCCAGCAACUCGGCAGGCAAGUGCAGCGGAGCUCAGCCAGUAUGCAGCCGGCAGAGCUCGCCAACCUAGCCUGGGCCUUCGCGAAGAACAUGAUGGGCACAGACUCGGUGAUGCGAUACAUCGCAGAGCAUGCAGAGCCACAGAUCGGCAGCUUCAAGGCCGCGGAGAUUACCAUGCUGACCUGGGCCUUUGCGGCCACCGGGCAGCAACGUGUCGGCUUGAUGUCCGAAAUUGGUUCGAAGGUGGCCAAAAGAGCUGAAAAGCUGUCUGCCUCGCAACUGGCCCACGUGACGUGGGCUUUCGGAGCACUUGCAAUGAGGCAAGCCGACCUGUGUGAAAAGGUGGCCAGGUGUUUCGAGCACAAUCGGGCCAACUUCUCUGCGCAAGGCUUGACGCAAAUUGUGUGGGGUUUCGCCAUGGUCCAGUACAGGGACAAGGAAUUCAUGGACCUUGCCGCGCCUCAAAUCGUUCAGGGCAUUGCCGAGCUGAAGCCGCUAGCUCUUUGGCGUUGCUCUUGGGCGUACGACACAUUGCUGGUGAGCAAUCUGGACCUCAGAAAGGCCAUCCUGGACGCAGCGGCAGCCAGGGUGAAUGAGUUCUCCCUGAAGGGCUUGGCCAGGCUCGCGGAGAGCUACAAGAUGGGCCACCGAAGCGAGAGUGAUGCCGGCUUGGAGCUUCACUUGAAGGAGCGCCUGUCUUUCGCUGUACAGGGAUUUAAUCGACUGUUUCCGGCGGUCGGUGCGCUCAAUGACGAAGACCUUCCGCCACUCCAGCACAUCGGCAUGGGUGACCUACGCAUGUCUGCGACCAAGUACAUCCUCGAGAAGCUUGGAUUUGCAACGCCAAGCUGGAGCUUUGUGUCAAGUUGCUUGAAGGAGGUUUCCAAUCGGCGGUUGGCAGACUGUGUGGGUUUCGAGAUACAGGCCGAGAACCCGCUGGAAAGGGUGGAGGCGCACGAGUUCCGCGUGCGAGCGUUUGAUGAGGGAAGGAUGGAUGACGAGAUUCUCGAGGUGACACAGACGCUUGUGCCGGACCUUUUUGGCAGGACAGUAGCCAGUGAGGCAGUUCUGCAUGCUUUGGCUGAAGCAUGCGCGUGCAUCUACAGAACGCUACUUGUAGAUCCUCAGUCUGACGGCGAUUGUCAGGCGGUGUGCGGUUACUUCCGGAUGUUCCUGUCACAGAUCCCAUCAUUCAGCAUCAUUGCGCUCUUGGUUCAGAUGCGGACCAGAUUCCCCAAUCUCCAAAUCGAGUUUGUGGAGAUGCAGAUGGCAGCUCCCAAGAACGCUCUGAAGUGCGGAAUGGAGAGCCAGUGA